Messenger RNA from Guillardia theta CCMP2712, 927 nucleotides. RefSeq lists its product as hypothetical. Gene Ontology annotation, biological process: carbohydrate metabolic process. The coding region runs from base 1 to 927 and encodes 308 amino acids. Gene Ontology annotation, molecular function: hydrolase activity, acting on carbon-nitrogen (but not peptide) bonds. The record is from RefSeq and is a predicted model, not a curated record. The transcript is spliced from 8 exons. NCBI's taxonomy places the organism in Eukaryota, Cryptophyceae, Pyrenomonadales, Geminigeraceae.
AUGUAUGCUCCUCCCACCGGGACGAGUCGCCCCAAGGCUCCUCACUACAAGAGAGACCUGGUCGGCUACGGUCGCUACCCACCAGAUCCCAAGUGGCCGGGAGGCGCUCGGGUUGCAGUUCAGCUUGUGAUCAACUACGAGGAGGGAUCAGAGAACUGUGUCUUGGACGGCGACGGUCAGUCAGAGCAUCUCCUCAGCGAGAUCGUCGGAGCUCAGCCGUACAAGGGGGUGCGGCAUGUCAACAUGGAGUCCAUGUACGAGUAUGGCUCCCGUGCUGGGUUCUGGAGACUGUUCCGGAUGUUCACAGAGCGGAGCAUCCCUUGCACGGUAUACGCCUGCGCCCUUGCGCUGGAGCGCAACCCUGAAGCCGCGCAAGCCAUGGUGGAGGCGGGCUGGGAGGUCGCCUCGCACGGCUAUCGCUGGUGGGACUACCAGUACGUCGACGAAGCGACCGAGAAGGAACACAUCAAGCUUGCUGUCGAGGUCCAGCAGAAGACCAUCGGGCAGCGUCCCCUCGGGAUCUACCAGGGGAAGCCCAACGAGAACACGCUCAAGCUGGUGGUGGAGGAGGGGGGAUUCCUCUACAACUCCGACUCUUACGCCGACGACCUUCCGUACUGGAAUACUCAGAUGGAGAGGCUUCUAACCCGAUGGCAGGACAUGAGGUUUUCUCAAGCACUGGAGGGAGAUCGCUUCUUCAACUACCUCAAGGAUGCCUUCGACGUCCUCUAUGCGGAAGGAGAGAAGAGCCCGAAGAUGAUGUCUGUCGGCCUCCACUGCCGCGUCAUCGGACGUCCUGGAAGGGCUCUCGGUCUCGCCAAGUUCCUCGACUACAUCAAGUCCAAGGAGAAGGUCUGGAUCUGCAGGAGGAUCGACAUCUGCAACCAUUGGUACCAGCACCACAAGCCCAUCUCUGCGAAGCUGUAA